UUAAGGUGUCACAUGAGUCUCAGGGAAUGCAGCUCCAGUCUUCCACCCUGAUCUUUGUGGCUCUCCUGCAGCGUCUGGAAAGAUUUCAUGGGAAAGAUUCAGAUCCACUGUCGCUCCAUGACAUCACACCAGAGAUGUAUCAGCUGCCUGACGCACACCUGGCUUGACACCCGUAUCAGCUGAGGGCUUGAAUUGUUGGAACCAGCAGCAGCUGCAAGAGGAACAUUGCGUGUAUUACGUGAUCAGAAGCACCGCUCUAUAUUUAUCAAAUCAUGGGGCUUGCCGCGCUGCAUGCUUGUGCAAAAGAACGCCUACCAAAGGACGUACAUCAUGGUGCUGCUGAGACUCCAUACUUCCUAGACCUUCCCCUUCUGUAGACCAGGAUCACAGCUGAAGCGGGUCAGCAGGUGUGGAUGACUCGGGGAUGAGUGACAUUGAUGAUACAGGGUCCAUUCUUGCAAAGAGCAUUCAGAAAGUUGACCUAACAGCAGGCUUUUCAGAGGCUGACCACCCCAUAGACGCCCCCCAAGACUGUGAGGGCUCUCCUGUGGAGCAUUACCUCAGCACACACACUGUCGGUGGAAUGGAGAGCGUCCUCUCGGGCAGUGAGGAGGAUAUUCACCUGCAGUCUGUCAAUAUAUUCUUUGAAAGGUUGAAAAAUGUUACAGAGGCUGAGGGGCUUACUGAGCCAAGCCAAGUGAGAGUUGGGAAAAACAGAGAGGCAAUAAAGGAGGAGGAGCGGCAGCGAGCCAGCAGCAGUACUUUGCCAAAAAACAUCCCCAAGUUAAACACUCUGCCUGCCAGGGGUGAAACAGCACUUGGCAAAGAGACCACAGAGACUGUCCACACCAUCAGCAACAAUAACACAAUGAAAAAAGACGAGGCUGGUUCCAACAUUUCCCCUGAACCUGUAGCCAGUAAAUUGUUCAAGACUAACAAAUCAGCUCACCCUGAAACAAAGUUAUCUCUCAGAGAGGAAAUCUGUACAGAAACCAGAGUAAAUGAGGCAAAACAGCGGAAUGGGUCCCAUGACUCACCGGACGGGGUUGUCUGCUCACAAACAACACCUCACACUGACAAAGUGAUGAAGGUGAAUAUGUGCACACCUCUGGAUGAUGUUAAUCAAGAACAUUUGGUGACUAGUCAGUCAACUCACAGUACAAGGUGUAGCACUGACUCAUGGAGUACUCUAGAAAUUAUGUCAAAUGUUAAAUGGAAGGAAGACCGAACCCCUAACAGUGUAUAUUCAGACGCAACAAACUCAAACAAAACAGCGAGCCAAGAAUUGUCUCCGUCUGCCUCUAUCAAAAGGAAGAGAAAGAAGAAGAGACGACUCAGUGCUGAGCCAGCUGAGAGUGUGCAUGGAUAUGACAGGCCGGUUUUAGUCAAGCAGAGUGACUCAGAGGAAGAGCAGUAUGCAUGGAGAGCAGGUUCUGGUCUGUGUAUAUCAGAGGAUUUAUUUUAUUUAAAUGAACCACAGAAAAAUGUCAUGUCCUCUUUAACUGCAUAUUCAGCCACCACCAAUCUCCCAGUGAAGAUAUCUGCUAGGGAGAUAAAAGUAAAUGAUCUUUCUCACUACAGUCGUCCAUCUGACAGUCAUUACCAAUGUUUCCCAGAGAGCAUGGUCAGACAGAGAAGGUGUAAAGAAACAGGCUUGGUUGAAAAUAAUGCAACUAUCGUCAGCUCAGUAACCCCACUGAGUCAAACGGAUGACAAUGUAAUGUCAGCACAAAAUGGCAGUGGUAAUGUGGCAACAAAUGUGCAGCUUUGCAGCAAAUUACAGGCAGAGGAACCAACUGGACUGAAUAAGUAUCCUAUGUUGCCAGUUUCAAUGAGUGACAGUGUAAUUGGUAAAUCAGACCUGGCCACAAAAACAGCAAACUGUGGAAGGAAAGACGCAUACAAUCUGAGGCAGUCUGAUGAAAUGAAUAAUUCUGUCACUUGUUGUGGAAAUGAACAAAAUCAAGGUUCUUGUUCGGCAGAGGUCAAAUCAAUAACUCACAGUAUUUUACCAAGUGCUGAGUCAAAUGAUCCCACUGAGAAAGUCAGCCAAAAUGACAAACUAUCCACUGCUAAGUCAGUCCUGGCUGUGGAGGCUGGAAUUUCUGGCAGAGACAACUACGCACUGUGUCAAAGAGAAGCUGAGCACCAGCAACAGCUGGAAAUUGACUGUCACAACACAAACCAAUAUAGCUCUACAGUGAAAAAGACUCAUAUUGCUCUUUCUGAAAGUGAUAUGAGCGGUUCUAUUGCUCACAACACAAAACCCAAGCAAUUCAAAACUAGAGUGUGUCCAUUCUCAGAGGAAAUUUCCAGUCAGUUGGACUGUAUUAAAUUAAUAUCAGAUACAAGAAAUUCAUUGUCUGAUAAUAACUGUCUGCCUAAAAGUCUCUCCAGUUCAGAUAUAAAGAUUGCAGUGCAGCAAACAGAACAUCCUCUGGUGCCUCACACAUUAUCCAGAUUUGAUGUUUUGUCAGAGAAAAACACAACAGCUGAGAGAGCUGGAUUAGCAUCAUCACAAAUAAUGUCUAAUCAUAGUGGGAAUCUCUUUCUAUCUGGUGAUAAGAGUCUAACAGGUAAAAGUCAGAGAGAAACCAAAUCGUCCAUGUCUUACAACUUACUAACAAGUCCUUCAGAUAUUACAUCAGUAUCAUCCUGCUGUACUCUGGACACAGAAUCUGUCGUGUCACUCUCAAAUGAAAAUAUCACACACAUGUCAGAAAGCUCUGGUUUAUCUGUCAGCCAAAAUGACUCUGGAGGUCAAGGAGAAAAAACAUCCCUACUACUGGCAAGACAUGAGGAAGGAGACGGCACAUCUGGACCCAAAAGCCAGUCUGUAUUAAAUGAAACAAUAGAUUCAAAUAAUGAUUUAGUGGUCGGAGCAGAAGAUGCCAUCACAGCAUCUAUAGCACAAUGUGAAUCUGAAAAGGCACCGAAUUCAAAACAUUCAGUGUUCGCUAUGUCUUCUUUUUGGAGUGAGAUGGAGAAGCUCACGAUAAAUGAUAUUCUGGGUUUACGAAUCAUCAGCAAAGCUGCUCCACCAAGCUCCCUCCCACCUUUACAGGAAAUUGAGGAGACCAGAGAUUCAGGCUUUUUUACUCAAUUGGAUGAGCAAUCCACCAAGGAAACAUCCACCAACUCUGUAGAUUCAAGUUCAGGUUCUGUUAUGGCAGUCAAUUCGUCCUCCUCUAGAGGAAUGUGGGAGAGUGAACCAGUCACGUUGAGUCGAGGUGCUGAUGUUUACCCUGAGAGUAUGAUGUUGACAUCGGUUAGUGACAUUUCUCAACCAGUCUUCCCUGGAAGUGCUCAAACGUGCCUCAGAAAGAUUUCUAAAAACGUAAGUGUGCACAAUCUACAUGCCUUGGAAUCUCAGUCUUUCAGCAACACAUGGAAAGGCCAAUCUUUGCAAACCUUAGAUGAAGGAGAAUUAGAAAAAGUAGAAUAUUUCGCAGAUGGACAUAUGUCUAAGCAAGACAAAGACAUGGACAGUUCUUCAUCUUCGACAGACAACUACAGAAUCUCUCUUACAGAUAUAUUUCAGUACCUCUUUGGGGGAAAGCAAUCAAUGCCCAGCCAAUCAGCCACAGAUAACAUAACCACCUGCCACACUGGUGGAAAUUCUGUCCCUGAAACCUAUGAUCAUUUCUUCUCAGAGUUUGAUACAGAAAGCUUUUUUUACCCUCUCAUCACAGCAGAAGAUCAGGCCAAAGAGGAGCUGGUUCCUAUCUUUUCCUGCUCUCGCUUGGCUAACAGAAAACUACAGUUCCCUGAGGCUUAUGAUUAUUUCUUUCCAUCCUCCUCUUCUGAUGAUUCUUCUGUGGAAUCUGAUGAAGAAGAUGACCGCGGUCCUGUAAGGGUGGUGACCAGGUUCAGUCGUAAGUCAAGCGCUUCGCAGAUUUCUACAGACAUGUAUGAGCAUUUCUUCACAGAUAGCGACCUCCGACAGAAUUUCUUUUGGAAAACCACGUUCUCCUUCAGGAAUAUUAGGUCUACUGGCUCUACAGUCCAAAAGCAGACACUCUCAAACCCUCUGUCUCUUGUACCUGUGAGGCAAAGUGGCAGAUCCCUUCGAAAGACACUUCAUCCUAUAAAUGCUGCUGGAAAUCAAGACAUGAUGUUUCCUGAUCCACUGCUUUACAACCUGGAGGACAGGAUCUCCCGACAACUAGCACAGGAGCCUUUCAGAUAUGAGGUCUUCCAGACGGCUGUUUCAAAUCCAAGGUUGGAUGUCCCCCUCCUGCCUCUCAGACAGUCAGACAUGUGUCUGGUUUGUAUAGCAUUUGCUUCAUGGGUGCUGAAGACUGCAAACCCACAAGUUGGAGAUGCCUGGAAGGCUGUUCUGCUGGCAAAUGUAAGUGCUCUGUCAGCCAUCCGAUACCUGCGUAAAUAUGUCAAGAUGGAGGCGGCAGCCAAUGAGAAGAAAUUGCAAUACGCCGUCCCAUCUGAUUCUUAACGUUUCUGCUUCUAUGUCACAAAUGUUUCUAAUUUCUCCAUUGAAUGAAUAUGGAAAAGUGUUUCAUUUAACAGCAGGUGUUUUGCUCCUUGCGAAAUACAUUUGCUGACAUUUUGACCUUUUAAUGUCAGAGCAUUUAUAUGAUAUAUGAAAAGACAAAAGACAAGAUGAGACAUUGUAUAUUUAUCAGAAAGAUGGCUUUAGACAUUUGUAAAUAAGGUUUCAGUAUGUGCUGAAGAAAGAUUAGAAGCAGGUUUACUCAGAGAUGUACAGAGUUGAGAUGUUAGAUGUGAUAAAUGGAUUAACUUGAGGCACUAAAAGAGUUUAGGAAGGUGCUGUUUGAGCCUGUUAUAUAAAAUAGUAUACUAAUCAUUUCUGAUGGGCAUUUUAUUUUCAUGAUAGAUAAUUUAUAGAUAUCUGUACAGUAUUUUGUCAUAUGAGUUGCUCUGUGAGCUGUUGAUGUAUUUCAGUAAAAAUGAUCUCUGAGAUGUGUGCUGUAUGUCUUGUUAUUAGAAAGCCCUCAGACCUGAAGGUGAAACUUUUCAAACACUAGAGGGCAACGAAUGCUCAUGUAAGAAGGUGGGGUAUCACGACUGAGUGAGCUUACUUAUUAUAAAGUCAUUUACAGUACUUUUAGGAUAGUAUUAAUUAUGUAAUAUGUAUUAUAUAAUUAUAAUAAUACUAAGUGUAUAUAUACAGUAGAUCAUCUCCUCUUCACAGAUCAUACUUUUCUCCAGCAGAUGGCAACGUUGAGCUAUAAAAUACAAAGCCUUCUGCUGAUGAACACAGUCCAUGAAGCUAUCACAUUAUUCUCACAGCACUUAAACACACAACUGAUGAUAUUUUGAUGCAGUUUGGAACAAUAGUGCAUCUAACGACGGUUAGACGGACAUUUCAAAAUGUCACUGAUUCACUGGUUUAUAAGGCCCAGAAAGGGAGUGCAUCAUUUAUUAGGGACAACAUGUCUGCUGUUGUGUCUCAUUGGUUUUUCAUGUCCAAAUAAAAUCUUGACAUUCAUUUGAUGUACCUCCU
Micropterus dolomieu (smallmouth bass) is the source of this 5485-nucleotide messenger RNA. RefSeq names its product PPARGC1 and ESRR induced regulator, muscle 1 (gene perm1a). Bases 425 to 4453 code for a protein of 1342 amino acids. The transcript has 5 exons. Gene Ontology annotation, biological process: regulation of DNA-templated transcription; response to muscle activity. NCBI's taxonomy places the organism in Eukaryota, Metazoa, Chordata, Actinopteri, Centrarchiformes, Centrarchidae. Gene Ontology annotation, cellular component: cytoplasm; nucleus. The record is from RefSeq and is a predicted model, not a curated record.